GAGAGAGAGAGGGAGAGAGAGGUGGGGUGGUUGUGGUCUGGUGAGGGGGGGCUACUCGUAACUCUUGCCAUCAUGGACUGUGUGUGGAUGGAGAAAGGUGGCAGAGCCUGGGAGAACUAAAUCCUUCACAUAAGAUUUAUUUUCCCUUUUUUAUUGAAGGAAAAGUGCACCCACAAGAAAAGCAUGCUGUCCUGGCUGGGCUGUGGCAUAGUGGGGUGAGAGUGAAGUGAAAAUGGCGUACAUACAGCUGGAACCCAUCAAUGAGGGUCUCUUGUCCAAACUAUCCAACUUCCUGCUGUGUCGUUGGACCUGUCAGUCAUGCUGGCAGACCUGUUGGGAGUGCAGCUGCUGCCAGCCCAGUGAUGAGGAAGUGGAAAUCCUGGGUCCCUUUCCUGCACAGACCCCAGCCUGGCUGGUCAACGACUGCAAUGGUGAAAAAGACACAAAGUCAGAUGUGUUGGCCUAUUGCCCUCCAGCCACACCCCAGGACAGCUCUCCAGACAGGCACUGUUCCAGCUCUGAAGCAUCUCGCUCCACCUACAGCUUGGCCCGUCGAGUGUCCAGUCUUGAGGCUCGAAGGCCUAGCUCCCCCCUGGUGGACAUCAAGCCCAUCGAGUUUUGGGCCAUGGGCUCCAGGAAGGAGGCUCCGGUGCAGCCCGCAGUGUUACGGAAGCCCUUCGUAGCGUCGGACGACUACUUCCGGAAGCUGGAGCCCCGGCUCUACUCAGUGGACUCCAGCGGCGACGACGUGGACUCUCUGACAGACGACGAGAUCCUGCUGCGCUACCAGCUGGGCAUGCUGCACUUCAGCACGCAGUAUGACCUCAUCCACAACCACCUGACCGUGCGGGUCAUCGAGGCGCGCGACCUGCCCCUGCCCGUCUCCUGCGAUGCGGCCCGCCAGGACAUGGCCCACUCCAACCCCUACGUCAAGAUGAGCCUGCUGCCUGACCACAAGAACUCCCGGCAGACCGGCGUCAAACGCAAGACGCAGAACCCCGUCUUCGAGGAGCGCUUCACCUUCAAGCUGCCUUUCCUGGAGGCCCAGCGCCGCACCCUGCUCCUCUCUGUUGUCGACUUCGACAAGUUCUCCCGCCACUGCGUCAUUGGCAAGGUGACCAUGCCUCUCAGCGAGGUGGACCUGGUCAAAGGUGGACACUGGUGGAAGGCCCUGGUGCCCAGUUCUCAGAAUGAGGUGGAGCUGGGUGAACUGCUGCUGUCCCUCAACUACCUGCCCAGCGCUGGGAGGCUAAACGUGGACAUCAUACGCGCCAAGCAGCUGCUGCAGACCGACAUGUGUCAGGGGUCAGAUCCCUUCGUCAAAGUCCAGCUGGUGACAGGGCUGAAGCUGGUCAAGACAAAGAAGACGUCAUGCAUGAGGGGCACCAUUGACCCUUUUUACAACGAGUCCUUCAGCUUCCGGGUCCCUCAGGAGGAGCUGCACGAAGUCAGCCUUGUGUUCUCAGUGUACGGCCACAACAUGAAGAGCAGCAAUGACUUUGUGGGUCGCAUUGUGAUUGGCCAGUUCUCCACCGGUCCCCCUGAGACGAGCCACUGGCGCCGGCUGUUGGACUCCCAGCGCACCCCGGUGGAGCAGUGGCACAGCCUGAGGUCCCGCGCUGAGUGUGACCGAGUCUCCCUCGCCUCCCUGGAAGUCACGUGAUGACCUCUGAGAUCAGGGCUUGGGGGAUCUGUGUUGGGGUA
Megalops cyprinoides (Indo-Pacific tarpon) is the source of this 1704-nucleotide messenger RNA. RefSeq names its product synaptotagmin XVII (gene syt17). Gene Ontology annotation, biological process: cellular response to calcium ion; calcium-ion regulated exocytosis; regulation of dopamine secretion. The record is from RefSeq and is a predicted model, not a curated record. The transcript has 8 exons. Bases 233 to 1663 code for a protein of 476 amino acids. Lineage: Eukaryota; Metazoa; Chordata; Actinopteri; Elopiformes; Megalopidae. Gene Ontology annotation, molecular function: clathrin binding; syntaxin binding; calcium-dependent phospholipid binding. Gene Ontology annotation, cellular component: membrane.